This is a messenger RNA of Ctenocephalides felis (cat flea), 1442 nucleotides long. Its product is annotated as myb-related protein B-like. Gene Ontology annotation, cellular component: nucleus. The transcript has a single exon. The record is from RefSeq and is a predicted model, not a curated record. Gene Ontology annotation, molecular function: DNA-binding transcription factor activity, RNA polymerase II-specific; RNA polymerase II cis-regulatory region sequence-specific DNA binding. The coding region runs from base 96 to 1388 and encodes 430 amino acids. Lineage: Eukaryota; Metazoa; Arthropoda; Insecta; Siphonaptera; Pulicidae. Gene Ontology annotation, biological process: regulation of DNA-templated transcription.
UACUAAUUCGUGUCUUUCUAAACCUUUUUUUAUCACAAAUAAGUACAUAUAGCCUUUGUAUAUAACUGUCGCUAUUAUCACACCUCUCAUUGACAAUGAUAUCUGAAGAGAGUCUACAGGAUUAUUUUGAAAUAUGUUCAUCUUUAGAGAGUGAUGAAGAACAUUCAGUUAAGUAUAACAAUGUUAAAAGGUGGACUGAAACACAAGACAGACAAUUGUCAGGUCUUGUUGAUAUAUUUGGAGAUGAUUGGAAUAGAAUCGCUACAAAUUUUCCUGGUAGAUCUCCUAUAAACUGUCGCAAACGAUGGUCUCAAAUUUCUUGUAAACGCAUUAUUAAGGGACCUUGGACUCGCGAAGAAGAUGAAAAAAUUAUAAAACUGGUUGAAAAGUAUGGUGCAAGAAAAUGGACUUUAAUAGCUACUAAACUGGAGGGUCGACUAGGGAAGCAGUGCCGAGAAAGAUGGCAUAAUCAUUUGAAUCCAAAUAUCAAUAAAAAUCCUUGGACAGCGCAGGAAGAUGCACUAAUUUUAGAAGCUCAUAAGAAAUUAGGAAACCGCUGGGCAACCAUUGCCAAGCUUUUGCCAGGACGGACGGAUAAUGCUAUAAAAAAUCAUUGGAAUUCUAGUUUACGAAGGAAACAAGCAAUGAUGUCCAUGGUGGAAGGUAAUGAAACAAGUUAUAUUUUGAAUGACUUACAGCGUAAAUUAUCAGACAGUAAGAAAAAUGAUACUAGUGAUUAUGUUGAAGAAGAUUGGUCUGAAGUAUAUGAUACUGAAAAUAUGCCAAGCAAUAUACCUGUUACACAAAGGGGGGUAGAAUUCAAAAAGAAUGGAUUUCCAUUUCUGGAUACUAUUGAAAUCGUUGAAAGAAAAAAUAACAAAAUUUGUAAGUCAGAUUUAAACUUUAGGACAUUGAAGAAAUUUUAUAGAAAAUAUAAAGUUUCAUAUGUACAAGAUAUUGAAAAUGAUCAAAGGAAAUCCUCUCCAACUAUAUUACGCAAAAAUGAAAAUAUAAAAUUAUCUUUUGAUAAAAAAAUUGUAAAAGUUAAUGAUAAUAAAACACGAAUACGAUUAUUAUCUGAUAUCAAGUCAAACAUUUGCCAGGACAAGGUUAAAAUACAGAAGUUCCUCACUUCAUCUUCGAAAAAAAAAAUUGAUUGCAUUGAAUUUAUUGAACAUCUAACAAAAAAAACACGAACUGAUGAUGGAAAUAAAUAUGCUGAUAAUACUUCUGAUACUUGUAAUAAAGUAUCCAUUUCAAUGAAUGAACAAAGCAAGAAAUCAAUCCCAUUUGACCAAAAAUGGCUUGAUAUAGCUUGUGGAAAAACUGAUGAUCAAAUAUCAUUAACUGAAAUGGCUCGAAAUUAUAUUGGUGACAAUAUAAAUUAAAAUAAAAUGCAAAGACUACAUCUUUUGUUAAAAAUAACUUUAUUACUUUUAUGG